Messenger RNA from Aspergillus pseudotamarii, 2339 nucleotides. RefSeq names its product putative thiamine pyrophosphate enzyme. Gene Ontology annotation, molecular function: thiamine pyrophosphate binding; magnesium ion binding; acetolactate synthase activity. The transcript has 4 exons. Gene Ontology annotation, biological process: L-valine biosynthetic process. The record is from RefSeq and is a predicted model, not a curated record. Gene Ontology annotation, cellular component: acetolactate synthase complex; mitochondrion. Lineage: Eukaryota; Fungi; Ascomycota; Eurotiomycetes; Eurotiales; Aspergillaceae. Bases 365 to 2161 code for a protein of 598 amino acids.
AAUCAUACCAGUUUGUCCUCUCCCUCGGAAACUCCGCUUGGGUCAGGUUCGCCGAUGGCGCGACCCAAGGUUAAUAGAUAAAUGCCAUGCGAAAAGCCAAUGUUCCAACCCCGCAUCGGAAAUGUUGCGAUGUUGCAAUGCUACUUGCUGGCUUGAAGCUUGUCCCGGUUAUUCUUAACCCUCGGUCUGAAGUCCGAUGCGGUUCGGGAAUAUACCUACUGUGUCUGGAAGUAGGUUUCCUUUCCCUUAAUAAGAAACCCACCUUCAAGCAUCUGAAGUAUCGAUCUCUUUUACACCCUCAUAUCCUCUUUCUCUUAUCUCUAACCUACAUUGAGUCUACCCUCCCUGCGGUGACAAUACAAUCAUGGUCUAUACUGCAUCUUUUGCCUUUUUCGAGGCUCUAUGGGAGGCCGGGGUCACCCAUGUCUUCGCCAAUCUAGGAUCCGAUCAUCCCUCCAUCUUGGAGGCCAUGGUCAAGGGCCAGAAAGAGAAGCCCGAUGAAUUCCCCAGAGUCAUCACCUGUCCCAAUGAGAUGGUAGCACUUUCCAUGGCCGAUGGUUAUGCUCGACUGACCGGCAAACCACAAUGCGUCAUUGUUCAUGUUGACGUCGGUACACAAGGACUAGCAGCAGCCGUACAUAAUGCCUCCUGUGGACGCGCCCCCGUUUUGAUCUUUGCUGGCCUCUCCCCUUUCACCAUCGAAGGGGAGAUGCGUGGCUCUCGCACAGAGUACAUCCACUGGAUUCAAGAUGUUCCGGAUCAGAAGCAGAUUGUUUCUCAAUAUUGCCGCUAUUCUGGUGAGAUCCGUUCUGGGAAAAAUGUAAAACAAAUGGUCAAUCGCGCUCUUCAAUUUGCGAUGAGCGACCCCAAAGGCCCGGUAUACUUGGCUGGUGCUCGUGAGGUAAUGGAAGAGGAGAUCAAGCCAUAUAAAGUCAAUCAAAAUGUCUGGGGUGCUGUCGCACCUUCUGCAUUGCCGGCUGAGGGGGUUGAACUGAUUGCAUCGGAACUCGCCGCCGCCAAGGAACCUCUGGUGAUUGUAGGUUAUUCCGGUCGUGAGACCAGGGGAGUGGAAGAGCUCGUUAAACUGGCAGACACGUUCAAAGGAGUCCGGGUCCUGGACACUGGUGGAUGUGACAUGUGCUUUCCUGGCGACCACCCAGCGUGGUUGGGGAUGCGAUUCGGAAUCCACGAGGCCAUCAAAACUGCAGAUGUGAUCCUUGUUGCUGACUGCGAUGUGCCAUGGAUUCCGACACAGUGCAAACCGUCUGAUUCCGCUAAGAUCAUUCAUGUAGAUGUUGAUCCACUCAAGCAACAAAUGCCGGUCUUCUAUCUCCCUUCCAUGGCUACCUUCCGUGCGGAAUCGGCAACAGCAUUUAAACAGAUCAAUGAGUACGUCGCCGCUACUAACUCACUAAAACAGACGCUUAACUCUGAAGAACAAACAUCUCUUGGUAAACGCCGUGAGGAGCAAUACAAGAAGAUCCGACAAGGAAUCACGGACCUUGCCGUUGUACCAUCGGGAGGUGGUAACGCAGAUCUUAACGUGUCUUAUCUGAUCAAUCAGAUCCGGGAGACUUGCCCGGCAGACACUAUCUGGGCUAUCGAGUCCGUAACUCUCACUACAUUUGUAGCUGAUCAAAUCGCUGCCACCUUGCCAAAGUCAUGGAUCAACUGUGGCGGGGGCGGGCUUGGCUGGUCCGGCGGGGGUGCACUUGGUAUCAAGUUGGCCACUGAUCAUGAAAACGGCGGUAGGAACAAGGGCAAGUUUGUCUGCCAGAUUGUGGGUGAUGGCACGUACCUCUUUUCUGUGCCGGGCUCCGUCUACUGGAUCUCGAGACGGUAUAACCUUCCUGUCUUAACGAUCGUCCUGAACAACAAGGGCUGGAACGCUCCUAGGCGGAGUAUGCUCCUCGUUCAUCCAGAAGGUGAUGGCUCGCGCGCGACUAACGAGGACCUCAACAUAUCAUUUGCCCCUACCCCGGAUUACCCAGGCAUUGCGAAGGCUGCUGCAGGGGGAGAGCUCUGGGCUGGCACUGCAACAACUGUUUCAGACCUUGCCAGGAUGCUUCCCGAGGCUAUCAAAGCCGUCCAGAAUGGAACCACCGCUGUCUUGGAGGCUCAGUUAGACGGCACAGUUGGCAAGCAUGUGAACAAGAACUGAUGCUUCCUGUUGGGAUAGAAUAGAGGGGAACGGGGUAUCCUAUCCACUGAUCUACUUUUUAUUCUAUAUUAACUGGAGAAUUAGCAUAGAAACUCGAUAUCUAAUUCUAGAUGAAUUUAUAGAACUUCGGUUCCUACUUUAUGAUGAUCAAUGGAUGAUCAAUGGUGCAUAGUGGGUA